UACUGGAACAGUCGCCCGAACCCGGGUUCAUUCUUGCCUCGCCGCUGGUGUGGGAGGACUUAAUCGUGACCAUUUUUUACCAUUGGAUCACAGUAAUUUGCAACGCAUAUUCUGAUGGCAGGCAACGAUGGAAAAAGUGUUAAUGUUGAUAAAACGAUCGCUGAUUGUUUGUUCGAAUUACCGCAGUUGAACGAAUUUCUGGUGCAGACUGCCAAGAAGGAGCUUGGCGAGGAUGAGUUCGUCCGGGAACAAUCGUUGGAACAGAUGCGCGAAUGGAUAGCACAGAAUCGACGAAUCAAGCACUGCCGAACGGAUGAUCGAUUCCUUCUUCGGUUUUUGCGCGUUCGAAAGUUCUCGGUCGUGAGAGCCUGUGAAACGCUGCAGAAGUAUCUUAUCAUGAGGCAAACAUACCCACAAUGGUGCAAGAAUCUAGACCCAUUGGAUAAAGAUCUGCAGACGGUACUGAAUUUUUGUGCUCUUCUACCGGUAGGUCGCGAUAAUGCGGGACGAAUCGUGAUCGUGGGUAUCGUUCGAAAUUUCGAUGCUCACCGAUUCAAUUCGGAUCUUAUGAUUCGGCUGAAUAUGUUAGUGACAGAGUCGUUGAUUGACGAGGAAGCUAACCAAGUGGCAGGAUUUACACACGUGUUCGAUAACAGCGACAUGACUUUGGCCCAUGUAACCUGCUGGUCGCUAGAAAAUUUAACCGGUUAUCUACGCAGUGUGAUCAACGGUAUUCCGAUUCGUCUGAAGCAGAACCAUUUCGUCAAUGUGCCCGGGUUUGCGGCUCAGACCAGCAAGUACUGUCUUUCGUACGCCAGUGAGAAGCUUAAAUCACGAAUAUAUUGUCAUCGAAAUCUUGAUGAGUUGAUGCAAAACAUAGACGUCAGCUUGUUGCCGAAAGAGUACGGUGGAAUGGUUCCGUUGGAUGAAUUGAAUGAGCGUUUCAAGAAGUAUUUGCUACAGAAACGGGACAUGCUACUCGCAUUGGAUGAAAUGGAGAUUCAGAUUGCAAACUCUUCAGGAAAGACUCACAAGAGUGCCGACAUCGUUGAUGUGGGAGCGGCGGGAAGCUUUAGGAAGUUACAGAUUGAUUGAAAACGGCGUACGAUUGGCAUUGAUUGGCCAAUAAUUAUACAUUUCCAAAGUGAUUUGAAGUUAUGAAAACAGUGCUUGUAUAAGUGAAAAACUAUAAUACACAAUAACAGUUGUAGUUUUCAUCAAGUUGAAUCUAAUAAACAUAUCGAUUGCACAUAUAUUACUCGUAUUAGGACGAUAGCCGAGGGUCAUAGAAUUUUCAGCAACAACGACAACUCUGGAAACAAUCGUAAAAUAGCAAAUGCGUAUGAUUAUGAUUACCAUUUAAUUUGAUAUAUCGCGUUGUGAUUUUAUUAUACGAGAUCUGUUCAAAAAAUAUCGCGACUUUUGAAUUUACGCGUUUUACGUAUAUUCGAUUCUAGAUUUUUUUGUGGCAUUAUGUUGGUACUCAUGUAUUUUACUUAUGCUGACAAGUACGGCUAUUUUGAAUGUUAAGUUAAUUUUUGACAACUUGAUUUUUUGACAACUGCUUUUCUUACUGAUUGUUUUGGUUCAUCCUCGAUUUAUGUCAUCAGUCUAGCGAGCCGUCAGGGAUGACUCUAGUGGGUUAAAAAUGCUAUGCGAGUGGACGUUGGCGAUGCCAUGGUCCGCACUAUUAACACGAUGAGCCCCGUGUCGGUCCCUAGGUGCUGUUGUUGAGCUUUUCGUUAGCAAAACGUCGAUCGCUGGGACUGACAUAAAAAAAAAUAUAUAAAAAAAAUGAUAUAAAAAAAAAUAUGAAUCUGAGCCUAGAGGCACGGACGGGAGCUUGACGUAGGACUGUGAUUGAUUGUGUAGUUAUUGCCUUUGAAAGAAACGUUUUCAUUGUUAAGAAAUCUGUAAUUUUUACUCUUUUGAUCCAUACAAUGGGGGUCCUGGAAAUACAGUAUCUUAUAUUAGCUUAUUGGCGGGUAGGAUAUAUUAGCGGACCGAACGGUCUUGGGCUUUUCUUUUUUUACAUACAACUAAAACACGACCAAUAUGUCACCCUUCUAAACUCGAGUCGACCGCGAGUAAUCGGUUUCCUAUAUUAUUAACAUUAGAAUUAAGGAAAAAUGUAUAUAUACUAGUAACAAUACAGUAAGGAGUUCGGCUCCUUUAAACCUAUGCAACUGAGCCUGUAAAAAUAAACGAUUUAAAUAAAAAAAAACACGACCGAUUCUCUUAACGUGUAA
Messenger RNA from Toxorhynchites rutilus septentrionalis, 2249 nucleotides. Its product is annotated as retinaldehyde-binding protein 1-like. Lineage: Eukaryota; Metazoa; Arthropoda; Insecta; Diptera; Culicidae. The record is from RefSeq and is a predicted model, not a curated record. Gene Ontology annotation, molecular function: phosphatidylinositol bisphosphate binding. Bases 115 to 1095 code for a protein of 326 amino acids. Gene Ontology annotation, cellular component: membrane. The transcript is spliced from 2 exons.